GGAGGGAUGAUGGGAGGCGGGAUGAAUGGUAUGAUGGGAAGGGGAAGGGGAUGGAACGGUGGGCCGGGGUAUGGAGGUGGGCAGUGAUUAUGGCGAUGAAUGGCAACGGAGUUGUGAAAGAGCAGCCUUUGCGGAAUCGCCAAACGGGAAUACCCCCGGCCGCGGAGCGCGUUGGAACCCAUCAGCACGACGGCAAAGAAACCCAAAAAGUCACAUUCGCGGCGGCCGCCAGUCUGCUAGGUCGGUCAUGUUAUUUCGAAGCGACCAGAACUGAGCAUGCACCGUAGUGGUCACGUGUUCAGCCGUGCUGGAUCGCACCUUCCUCGCUCGCGGCCGGAUGAUGACAUGUUGGCGCACAUCUGGCCUCCUGAAGAUUAGACCUCAUUUCCCACUGGACGCACAGAGGCAUAGACGAGGGAGAAUGCAGAGCAUCAUCCAUCUUCAACCCAACAACAUCGCCUUGGAAGCAUUCACACUCGUUCAUCCUGCAACCCCAUCGUUCCUCGUUCUCUUCAUCGCACUGUCAUCAUCCCUUGUCAAUACCGACUUCUACCUAACAAUGGCCGGCCGAGGACUCGCGUUCUGGCUGCCUAUCUUGCUCCUCACCGUUCUGCUCAAGCCCAUGCUUGUCCAAGGCGUCACUGACUGCACGGGCAAGUGCUGGAUCAAAGCCAUCACCACUGCUGCCCGCGGAGUGUGUGCCGAGCCCAUCUCCGGUCUGGCGGAAUGCAUCUGCAACGGGCCCACUUACUACGCUAUCUUCAUGAAAUGCGACGCCAAGUGCAAGAAGUGCGGUGACUGGGAUGGCCUCGCGCCUUACCAGCUCUGUGGCUCGCAAGUCCCGCUCCAGCCUGUGCCUAUGUUCAGCAAUGUUCCUGCUCGACGCGACGCGGUGUCUGCCCAUGAGGCUGAAGUCGCCCUCGCUGCUCGUCCGACUGAUCGUCCCUUCAUCGGGUGGUGCGGUCCGCCCGGGUCGCCUUGCUUUAUCGAGGAUUCCAUCAAUGUCGACGUUGAUAAGCAUGAUGAUAUCGCUCCUGCUGCCUUCGACUGGGUCGGAGAAGACGAUACACCAUUCGCAGCGCCAGUCAUCGAGGACGGCCCGAUUGCUAGUGCGGUCAUGGCGGUCCCGUCACUCUGUACGGCGUCAAACGGCGGACAGACCAGCUGCGCUAUGUCAAUUGUUCCCAGCGCUACAGCAAAGACGCCUGAGUUGGUUGCCUCUUCGGCGGAAGCGAUGGCAGAUGCACGCAUGGUCUUUACAGCUGCUGUGGUUAUGUUUGAUGUGGUGUUGAUGCUCCUCUGAGCUGGGCUUGGGAGAGUCGGCUAGGACUGACGAGACGUUUUCUGGAUUCAUGUUGCUUGAGGCAAGGUGAAGCAUUGGGAGUUGAUUCGGGUUGAUAGCGGAUUCGAGAAGUAAGAUUCGUGAUCGCUUUUGACCUUCUCACCUUUCUACCAUUUUUUUCCAAGGCCGUGGCUGUUCAUAUGCAAGGCCAAAAUAGCUUUCCGUACGCUGUUAUUAUUGCUUCAUGAUGGAAUGAUGGGAUGAAGUCGAAGGGUGGAGACGAGCGAUUGUCAGUCGACCGAUGCGGGGAUCCAACCAACAGCAGUGGAGCCAAUGGAAUGGGAAGAGUUGCGCACCUCGCA
Molecule: messenger RNA, 1644 nt
Organism: Neohortaea acidophila
Lineage: Eukaryota; Fungi; Ascomycota; Dothideomycetes; Mycosphaerellales; Teratosphaeriaceae
Exons: 4
Coding region: 338-1303 (321 amino acids)
Source: RefSeq, a predicted model, not a curated record